AUGGGGGUAGACGACGCCAAGGUAUUGGAGACAAGAUUACAAGGUAUCAAAUGCAAAGAAAUGGUACUAGAGGUUAACAUAUCCAAGCAUCAGAGAAAGGAAAAGGUCAACCAACACCAACGAAUCUCUAGAACUUGGAGGAAUCCACACAUGAAUGAAAUCUCUCUUCUCAAAUCAGCUCACAGUCUUGACCAUAUGGGUACACUCCAUGCCCUGGGAAUAAUAUCGGAAGAAACCAAAUAUCUAGGGGGUUUAAGAAUUGCUAUUGACUUUAAGUGCUCCAAAAGUGCAAAUGAAUUCCUAGAAGAUGAAAGUCGAUGGAAAGAUUGGUUCAAAUGGUUGGGGAGAGCUGAUCACCAUAAUGUUCGAUAUGAAAGAACUGCUUGGCUGAAGAUUCUUGGGGUUCCCUUGGAAUUUUGGGAUGAAGAUAAUUUCUCACUUAUUGCAAGCAGGUUCGGUAAGGUUAUAAACACAUUUGAUUCAAUCUCAAGUAGAAGGGACUAUUCCAUGGGGAAGGUUGGGAUCCUAACAACAAGAAGAACAUGGAUUAAUGAAGAAGUUAUAAUUGAAGUCAGUAACACGAAAUACAGAGUAGGUGUGGUGGAAUACACGGAUGAUUGGUCACCAUUCAAACCCGCCCCCUUUGAUAAAGUAGAGGAAUCCGAAGAUGAGGAAGAAGAUUAUGAAGGGAUUUCAGAAACAUCGAUAGACGGAGAAGAAAACGAACCGGAAGAAGGCGAAUUCCGACCUGAUCAAACUCAGGUGUUCAUGGCAACGGAACCAACUACAGAAGCUCAGAUCAAUUCCGGCAAAACGAAGUCCGCGCCGGUAAGUGACACUCACGCUGAUGAACCGUUGGGCGCAACUAUCGAUCCUACAGUUAAUGUCGUCGCCCCUCCCAAAGUAUUGGAGUCGAUUGAAAUCCCCGAUUCCACAGCCCCUGCAUCACAAUCAACUAAAGCUCCCUUCGUUUCCUUUAUGGACCCUAAUUCAUCUUUUGGGCCUAAGAAAAAUCCUAUCCUUGGGCCAAUUGAAAAUUUGGUCCCCCUUGGGUGUUUUGGGCCAUUCCCAACAAAUAAUGGCACUCCUAUAUUCUCGUUUAUUUCUCAGCAGGAAAAAAAAUGA
Molecule: messenger RNA, 1125 nt
Organism: Lactuca virosa
Lineage: Eukaryota; Viridiplantae; Streptophyta; Magnoliopsida; Asterales; Asteraceae
Source: the annotation of a GenBank genome assembly